Molecule: messenger RNA, 10789 nt
Organism: Hirundo rustica (Barn swallow)
Lineage: Eukaryota; Metazoa; Chordata; Aves; Passeriformes; Hirundinidae
Gene: FOXK1
Product: forkhead box K1
Exons: 9
Coding region: 1-1974 (657 amino acids)
Biological process (GO): regulation of transcription by RNA polymerase II
Molecular function (GO): RNA polymerase II cis-regulatory region sequence-specific DNA binding; protein binding; DNA-binding transcription factor activity, RNA polymerase II-specific
Source: RefSeq, a predicted model, not a curated record
AUGGCCGAAGUCGGGGAGGACAGCAGCGGGGUGCGGGCUCUGCUGGCGCUGCGCUCGGCGCCCUGCAGCCCCGCCGCCGCGCCCCCUCCCGGGCCGCCGCCCCCGGCCGCGCCGCCCGCCGCCUGCACCGGGCCGGUGCUGGCGCGGCUGCAGGGCCGCGAGUUCGAGUUCCUCAUGCGGCAGCCGGCCGUCACCAUAGGCCGCAACUCCUCGCAGGGCUCGGUGGACGUCAACAUGGGGCACUCCAGCUUCAUCUCGCGGCGGCACCUGCAGCUCAGCUUCCAGGAGCCGCACUUCUACCUGCGCUGCCUCGGCAAGAACGGCGUCUUCGUGGACGGCGCCUUCCAGCGCCGCGGCGGCCCGGCCCUGCAGCUCCCGCCGCAAUGUACUUUCCGAUUCCCUAGCACGGUUAUAAAGAUCCAGUUCACAUCUUUAUACCAUAAAGAGGAAGUAAAAGAGGAAGCCUCAACACAUCCCCUUCGGCCACUUUACCCUCAAAUAUCACCUCUGAAGAUCCACAUCCCGGAGCCGGAUCUCCGGAGCGUGGUCAGUCCCCUCCCAUCCCCCACAGGCACUAUCAGUGUUCCCAACUCUUGCCCAGCCAGUCCACGUGGUGCUGGAUCCUCAGGAUAUCGUUUUGUUCACAACAUUACCUCGGAUCUGCAGCUGGCAGCAGAGUAUGCGGCAAAGGCAGCGUCAGAGCAGCAGGCAGAUGCAUCUGGCGGGGACAGCCCAAAGGAUGAAUCCAAGCCUCCCUAUUCUUAUGCUCAGCUAAUUGUGCAGGCUAUAUCUUCAGCACAGGACAGGCAAUUAACACUAAGUGGGAUCUAUGCCCACAUUACCAAGCAUUAUCCAUAUUACAGGACUGCUGACAAGGGCUGGCAGAAUUCCAUUCGACACAACCUCUCCUUGAACCGCUACUUUAUUAAAGUCCCACGCUCCCAAGAGGAGCCUGGAAAAGGCUCCUUUUGGCGAAUUGACCCUGCCUCUGAAGCCAAACUUGUAGAACAAGCAUUUAGAAAAAGAAGGCAAAGAGGAGUGUCCUGCUUCCGAACACCUUUUGGGCCUCUCUCCUCCAGGAGUGCUCCUGCCUCCCCUACUCACCCUGGCCUGCUGUCCCCUCGCUCUAGUGGCCUACAGACUCCAGAGUGCCUGUCACGGGAGGGCUCACCCAUUCCACACGACCACGACUUUGGGUCAAAGUUAGCCUCAGUUCCAGAGUAUCGGUAUUCCCAGAGUGCACCCGGAUCUCCAGUGAGUGCCCAGCCAGUGAUUAUGGCUGUUCCUCCCCGACCAUCCACCCUGGUGGCCAAACCAGUGGCCUACAUGCCAGCAUCCAUAGUGACUUCUCAGCAGCCUCCGUGCCACGCAAUCCACGUCGUUCAGCAAGCUCCCACCGUCACCAUGGUGCGAGUGGUGACCUCCUCUGCAAACUCUGCAAACGGAUACAUCCUCACAAACCAGGGCACAGCAGGAGGAGCUCAUGAAGCUGCAGGAGCAGUGUUGGACUUAGCUGGUGAUCACCGAGGCAUGGACGAGAAGCCAACGAUCGCGUUCGCCACGAUCCCCACAGCCAGCCGUGUUAUCCAGACAGUGGCCAGUCAGAUGGCCCAGGGUGUCCCUGGGCAGACUGUCACCAUCCUGCAGCAGGCAGCUCCGGUGGCCCUGGGGCAGCACCAGCUCCCGGUGCGGGCGGUCACCCAGAACGGCAAACACGCCGUGCCCACCAACAGCAUCGCCAGCAGCGCCUACGCUCUUACAAAUCCACUGCAGCUCCUUGCGGCCCAGGCCAGCUCGUCCACUCCUGUUGUAGUCAGCCGGGUCUGCGAGCCAGGGACCGAAGAGACGGCAGCAGCCUCCUCCAGUGAACCUGAAGUGAAAAGAGCACGGAUAGAGGAGCCCAGUGGAGCAGUGCCAGCCCAGACCGGGGUCAUCACAUCCACAGUGCCACAGGGACAGGCAACCAGUGAAUGAAGAAGCGGUGGGAGGAGCUGGAGUGAUGGCGGGGUGGGCAUGGGAUGGCAGGAGCCCUAAAGCAGCUUUCACAGGAAACCAACCACAACCGUAACAGCUCAAAACACAGCUGAUAAAGAACUCUUUUUAAAGGCAGAUUUUUCAAUGGGAGUCCAACAGCUGUUAGAAUCACAAGGUGCCAAAAAGAAUGGAAAAUCCCUUCCAAGAACCCAUAUCUGGAACUCUGUUCUGUCUCUACUUAUGGGAUAUUUUUUCCUUUUUUUUUUCUUUUUUUUUUUUUUUUUUUUUCCUUUUUAUUUUUAAAGAUUCAAAAGAAUACAGACAACUGAUUGUAUGACUGCUGGGAUAUUUUUAACUAUCUUUUCCCCUUUUGGCUCCAAGGGGAUGAGAUUUGCAGUUCAGAAUCUAAAGGAAUGUAAUACAAAUACAGUCUGCUCCCUGGAAAGAAAACUCUUCACGUUGUAUGCCUUAAUACCACACUUCUGAGAGCUUUGAGCCAUAGGACUGUUUUAAAAAGGUCACCUAAGGCAAUCAAAUGCUGAAAGAUGGGUGCAGUAUCUCACAACAACAUUAAAGAAACAUGGUACCAAGCUUAAAAAAACCCAAAUUACUCUGUUUUUUUAAAACAGAAAAUUCUGAAUAUAAAUUCUUAUUUAUGUGGGGAUUCAGGAGGAAGAGUUACAGGGCUCAGCCACCUGGAUUUCCAGAUGCAAUUUCUCUCCAUUCCCUCUGAGGGAGAAUAGGAGGCCAGAGGAACUGUAUUAACUUGGUUCCUGUAAAGAUGUUAAAAACAAAGGGGUUUGUAUCUUUACAAAUAAUUUCUUACAAUUGUUCAUCACUUGCUCUGGAGAACAGCCAAAGUAUCUUGAUGCCUGAGGAUGACAUGGGGAGGGGUGUCUCCAGGAGGUUCUGUGUGCAUUUGAUCGAUCGCAGCUUGUGUGGAACACCAGCUUUUGUUCAAGUUACCACUGUAGGUGAAGGCAUGGCCAUUGUUCUUGUGAACUUGAGAAAAUUUUGGUUGAUAUUCUGCACUAAAGCAGUCACCUUCACCUCCUGGUGGUGUGAUCCUUAGUUUGAUGGACCGUGGGCAGGAGGUCAGAGCUGAUCCUCUUCCAUGGCUACCAGCAAAAUUCCUGUGUUAUUCAUUGGAGAGAGAACUUCAGGGCUUGGAUGAGAGGUGGCAGAGGUCAUACCAUGGUUCAUUCAAAUUCUGUCAGGGUGUUGUAGACCAAGGCAAAAGACUUCUCUUUUACUUUCUGUGUGGCAAAACUCCCUGGGGGUCUUCAGACAGUUUUACCAAAAUUGAUUUGGAGGUUUGCUUUUCUUGCUUGGCUCCCUCUCCCAUCUCUCCUGCCGUGAGGACCAUUUGGGUUGGCCAGUAGGAGGAGGCCUUGACUCAAACUGUGUUCCAGGCUCCUCACGUGGUGCAAGGAUGUCUUUUGAGGAAAGCAGAUUUGACUCACUUCAGCCACGUGCAGCAGUGGCUGCUUGUGACACCUUAUGACUGGCAAAGAACUCCUCCCCUGCCCGUAGCCUCCAGCAAACCCCUUUGGCUUUACACCCUUUGCAGUCCCCUUGGCUAACAUGUCUUCUGGCAGCACAGCAGAGAUCUUUGUUAAUUUAAGAAAUGUUACGGCUUUGGUAAUGGCAAGUGAGACUUAAGAGGAGUGGGCUGUGCCUCUGGUGGGUUAUCUCCCAUCUGUACUGAUUUGCUGUCCUGUGCAGCCUGACAAGGCAGAGAGGCAAAACCCACUGCAGAAACAUUGCAGAAAGCCUUCCCCAGUGUGCAGUAAAUGAUACUGUCAGCAAAUCCAUGGGAAUUAGGGGUAAGGCACAGCCCUUCAGUGCCUGCUGGAAUGUGGGGAGGAAAUCCACAAGGUAACAGCUGGCAUCACUUGUGCCCUUCUAGGUUCCCUUUGUCUUUGCCAAGUCCUAUUCAAUAACCAAGUCCCCACACUUGAAUAAAACCCAGACACAUUUAAUUCUCAAGUCCAUUGCUCUGUGAGAAAUGUUGCUGAAAGAAGGAAAGAAUUUCUUGAUCUCGUGAUUUGCGGUUACUUUCUGCGGAGAGAGGUACAUAAAAUAUUCAUGACAGAUCAUUUAUCUCAGCUGGGCUUUCAGAAUACAGGUGUGUGCCCUUAGUGACAAGUUAUUAGAUGGCAUUUUAGUACUUUGAAAUGGUUUUGUGAAGGAGAAUUGUUAGAGACCACAAAGUAAUUGAAGCAGGCUGGCCUCCAGCUGUCCCUUCUCCUGCUAGGAAGGCAAGGUGUGGCGCAGCAGAAAAGCACAUGGAUUAGCUCUGUUUUCUGUGGCCUUUUCCAAGCCAGGAGUCAAUAAAAUGAACUUUAAGGCAGAAGACACAAGUGAGAGUGCAGCACAGUCUAUCUGUGAUGAAUCAUUACUUUCGGGUGACUGCUGGUGUAGAGACAGGCACGCCUCUGAAACAGCCCCGAGGCUCGGGAGCGCUCCGGAAGUGCAGAAGUUCCUGGGUUUCCAGAAUGUUGGGUGAGUCAGAGCAAGAUGAAAAACCAACAGAAAACUGUUCAGGAUGUCGAGCUGCCAAGAUUCUGUGGAUUUUUCUUUGCUGAUGCUUUUUUUCUUGAAGAGUCUAAAUAAUUAAACCCUGAACUUCUGUAGACUAAUCCAACACCAAAGACAUCAGCUGAGUGACAACGUUUGCAUCCGCCAUAAAACUGCUGCUUUAUAGAUACCUCUUGAGAGUCCAUCCUCAGGUUGCAUGUGUAGAUCUGCCUCCUGAGUAUUUAGAACAGAAUAACACUUUCUCUUCUUUUUGCGGCUCACAAUGCCUGCUGGUUCAAAUGGGAGUUGAGGAUAAGCAAAUAUCUUUGUUCUGUUCACCCUUUCUGCAUGAGACAUCUGGAACUUGUCAGUUCAUCCCGUCAGGGGGUUUUUGCUUUAUCAGUCUGCUGCAUCCCUCUGCUGCUGUAGGAAACAGUCCUGUCACUUGCAGAUUUUUUUUGGUAGGUUUGCCUAAACAUAGCUUGGUACCAGGUAAAAUAACUGUUCUUGCUAAAUCGUGUUGAGAGCUGUGGAAAAGUGUGGUCCUCAUCCAGAGCAUGUGAGAUGAAGACAUCUUGUUUCAGGCCUCAAGAUGCAUUCUUUCAACACUGCUCAGUCUGGAAGACCGCACCAUUCUUUCUACAUACCAGUCCUGAUUCUCCAGGCUGCAGAGGCGUGAAAAUUCAUGAGGUGGUAGAAUUAAGUCUUCAACUAGAAAGAAAAUGUUUUCCUUAAUGGUUAUAUGCAGUACUCAGAUUAUUUUAAAUUGAUAAUCUGACUUGUUUUUAUGGUCUAAAAGUUGCAUCUCAUCUUUGAUUACAUAAACUAAAGACGUUUUGAGGGGAAGUGAAGGUGGAGACUUCACGGGUUUUUCUGCUGUCUGUGUAAUGAAGGUCGAGGCAUAUUGAAUAUUUAAACUGCAAUAACUUAGACCUGGGAAAACUGUAAAGCCAAGUUCUUAAUGUAUGAAUUCACUUUCCACCAUUCCCUAUUGAUUUUUUUUUUUCACCUUAGGCAAUGACAUUGACUAAUUUUACUUUGAUCAGUUAGUUUACAGCAACUUUCUUGGCCCCAGUUUGCAGGAGUUGAAUGCGGUCGUUCUUUGUUUUAUUCCACUGGAAUUCCAUGUUGUUUGUCUUGACCUUGGCUCUUAUGAUACAGAAAGCUUUUUAGAGAAAGAUCAAUUUAAUCUGAUUUAGUGAUAACACAGCACAGUGCUGAGCACAAAAUUGAAGUUCAUGAUUAGCUCAUAUAUUCUUUUCAACUCUUUCCUACCAUAUUCCUCCCUCCCCCAUACCAUUAAUGCUGUCCCCUGUAGCAUAUCCAGUCAUUUUUAUCCACUGACAGGAGCAGCACCUUGCAUUAAGCUCUGCCUGAGGACUGAAGAAUGAAAAUUCCUGUGGAAUACAUGGAGCUCCAGAGCAGGUUGAGAAAGGUCAAUUUGGUCACCCUGUAUUAAUUUUCAUGCUGUGUUCUAGACACAUUACUGUUGGGCAGAGCUUAUUCAGGAGGGUGUUUUCAGAGACAUGGUAAAGCUUUGUAAGAGGAAAGAAAUAACAGCUCAAGCUCUUACAGUGCUUCUGCCAUCAGUGUCAUGGUCUAGCAUCAGAUUUUGGGGGGAGUGAACUUGAUUUUCGCAUGUUUGGUCUUGUGUACUGACUUAGAGUUGUCAUUCAGAGUUGAUUUCCACUUUUUUUUUUUUUUUUUUCCCUUUUUCAUUAAGGAAAUGUCCAUAAUGGAAUGAAACUUGGAGCACAGGAGGCAUGGGGCCUGUAUCUAAGCAAGUGAGAGCAUCUGACCUGAACUCUCUUGCAGUGUGGUGUGGAACACUUCUCCUGUCUGCUGGGGAUGUUCAGUUGGUGUUGGAGCUUUUCUGCUGUGUUAGCAAGGGGAUAUUUAUUUGGUAUCACUGGUGUGUGCUAGUGUGUAAGUGAAUGUCACAAUGUAGGGCGAAAGGAGAAGUGUUUCCCUGCUCUACCUGGGUUUGGGGAUCUUGGAUGACGAGGAUUUUACCUAGCAAGAGUUCUGUGCCUUUCCUUAGAGAAUCCUCCCUCACGACACAAGGUGAAAACUUCUCAGCAACAUAAGAAGAAUUUCCCACACAGCUGCAUUUGUUCCUUGCCUCUGAAGAGAACCCAGCUCUGCCUCCUCUCCAUUUUGCAAAUAGGUACUUGAAGAUUCCAGAAGGUUUUUUUCCAAUUUGCUUCCUUCUCUUAAGGCUGAACCAGCCUGGUUGUCUUGGUCUCUUCUUGUCCAUCAGGUGGAAUUGCUGUAGGAGCCCAAACACAGAGGCAAUGCUGCAGACAUCAUCUGGGGAAUGCUGGAUGGGUUGGAAGAGAAAUCUUUUUCCUUGGCUUGGCAGCUGCACUUUUGCCAGUACAGCCCAGUACCUGUUCAGUCUCUUGCUGCAGGACAAAUCCAAAGUGUAAGGGAAAAGUGAACUGCAUUGCAUUUGUGCAGAUGCAGCCGUGUUGUGCCUCUCUUCCAAGGGACAGUCCUAACCUGGGUCUUACUGAGCAGGAAGCAGCACUGAAGAAUCCUGAUCACUUUUAAAGGUGUCUGUGCUUCAUCUUACCAAGUGAUAAUUUCAAUCCAAUGUGGAAUUUGCCUAGAGUUUCCUCUACCUGCUGCAAAAUCUUUGAGGUUUUUUAGGUCCUGCUGCUAAUAAGUUGGACUAGGGCAUUAAGAAUGAACCUUUAAAGGAACAGGAUUUGCUUCAUAAUUUUGCCUUUGCUGCACGCUGAGCUUUUGAGUUUGCAAAUGCCAUCCUGCAGUAAAUGAUCUGUCUUCUCUUGCCAGCCAGUCUCUUGGGCAGCUCCUGUUUCUGCUCCUCAUCAGUUUCCCACCUCUACUUGCAGCUAUUUCUGUCAACUCCAGAGUCCUUUAAUCCAACUCCUAAUUUAAUUCCAUUGCUUGAAGCUCUGCAUCUGGCGAGGACUCUUGUGUUAGGUUGCAGUUACACGAGUAAACAAUCUGUUGUAGAACUUUUUGUGUCCUUCUGGGUGAAAAAUUAUGCCCAAGCUGCUGCUACUAUAGCAUACACUACUGCUGGAAAGUGUAGCUUCCAAUGGAGCCAGCUGUGCUGCAGAAAACAGUUACACUACAAGGUCAUCUGGGUCGCUGGAGCUGAUGGGAUUGGGAGGCGAUGCCAUGUUGCAUGUUGAUCUGCACCCGAUCAAAACCUGCCUGGGGAAUCUCUCUCUGGGCUGCCUGGCAGCUGUCAGGCUGUGAUUUGUUAGAUCAGCAUCUCUCUCUGCUGGGCGCGUUGUUUGCAGGUCAGUGCACGUGUUUGUGCUUCCAGGUGUGGAUAUAUUCCCAUGGCAUAAUCUGCAGUGGGAAUUUUGUAGCUGUGAGGGUGGGCUUUCUCUGUUAGGGGCAGUAUUACACCAGGGAGCGUUUUACUUUGGCCUGAGCAAGACAUUUUGAAAAAGACUUGGUUUUCUUGGAGCACUAUAUUUCAAUUCCAAAUUUCGAAUCAAUUUUUGACGUUUGUAUUUAUAUGUUCGGAAAAUUCCUUUGAUACUUUUUGGAUUUACCAACACUGAAUUAAAACCUUUCAGAAUGUGUGGUAGGUCCUCUCCUUAUGUGUCACUUUAAGUUUCAGAGCACGAGGGUGGUUGUGCCAAAUCUGCCCCUUCGCUCUCAAGACAGAAAAAAAGAAACAUUGACAAUUCAUGGGUGGCAGCUAAGGAAGAAACCCUUUAAAUAUUUUUUUUUUUCAGAGGAUAUUAAAUUAGAUCUGUGUAGACAUAAAAUUUAUAUUUAUUAAUGUGUGAGUGUGUGAGCGUGUGUGUUAAUAUAGAUAUAUAAAUGGUCCAUGACUAUUUCUUUCUCUUGAAUGGUACUUACACAGACUUCUAUACAGUGUGUUGGUAAAUUCCUGCACCAGGCACUGACUCUGAAAGAACGAUGAACCUAUUUUUGUAACAAAUGUGAGCAGCCAGUGGGAGCAGCUUUACUUCAGUGAUUGCUUUCAUUCCUCUCGCAGAGCAGAAGAGGCAACUUGGUACUUGCAUCUUCCUUCUGUAGGAUCCCUGCUUCUGCCUUUGUCCUGCUUUCAGCAACCCCAGCCCACGCUGGUUUUCUGGCAAGAAACACCCCCCAAAUGGCACUAAUGAAAGCUGGAAUGCUUUCUUGUCUGCAGUUCUCUCUAGAUGCAGUAUCAGGGAGUUCUUUACAGAUUCUGCUCUGUAAGUAAUGGGACCUUAUUUCUAACAGAAGAGAUUGAUGGGGGCUCCACCAGGAUUCUGUAAGGCAGUGGAAUUCCUCCCUUGUUGGGUGGCUGUGCUAACGCUGGGGCGCUGGGAAAUAGUUUCUUUUCCUCUGUGGUGAGAUUUAUUUUCCUUUUAUCACACUUGUCUCUUUGUAGGGUGAGGUGUGUCUGUAUCUCCUUAAAAACAAGCACAGAAGAGUUUUUUCCUAAUGUUUCCAUUCACAGGGAGUAAAUUUUAUGAAACUGGCCAAAGUUCAGGGGUGGUUUAGUUCCACAAGGAUCACUAAAUUCAGAGAAGGGUGUAUUUUGAACCACUUAGAUCUUUUGAGAAUAAAAGCAGGUGAUAUUUGACUUCCUAAUCCUAAUUGCUCUUCCAGGAGCAGAAAUUCUCUAUGAGGAUCUGAGUGAAAGCUUCACCUCAGCAAUCACUGGCUGCUGAUGAUGUUCAGUCCUGCAGGGAGGACAGGGCUGGUGAUAGGAAGAGUGACCAGAACAGGAGCAGUGAAAAGAAGCAGCUUUCCUUCCCAUCCAGCACAAAACCGCCCCUGAAACCCAGACUUCCCCUAAUACUUGGUUGUUGCCUCGUGUCUGCUGCCAAGUUACGCUGUGACCUGGGCCUCUCUGUCCUGCUUCUACCCCACCUCAGUUUCACUUAAAGCAGUCUCAGACAGAGCCUUCCUUAAAGCUAAGGGCAACAGUGAGGAGAAAUGUCUGGUAGCUGAAGAAAAAUGAGAUUUAAAUGGAGCAGAAAAAGCGAGAAUCCCUUCUGUUUCACUGUCUUGCUGCUAAAAGUCUGGUGCAGAACAUCCUGAUGUUCUGCUGAUUUAUAUGCUGCUCUUGGGAGGUGGGCAGGCUGCUAAGUUGGCUCUGUAGCAAUUGAAUUACUGUAAACCUAAACUUGCUUAAUCUCUCCUUUUUUUUUUCCUCCCUCAAAUGGGCUUGAAGUAGAGGGAAACAGAGUAUUGUUUGUAAGAUCUUUUUGCUUUAAUAGAAAACAGAAUGUAAAAAAAAAAAAAAAAAAAAAAAAAGGAAAAAACCAACAAAAGCAAAACCAAACUCAUUCAAAUAUAGUGAUACAGAAAAUGGCUUUAAAUUACUAAAAUCUUCCAAGACCAUAUGUUGUGUUGGGUUCUGGACAUGCUGUUGGUGCUGAGGAGGCUGGCCUUGUCCAGCCUGCCAGCCAGCCUCCACAUAGCCAAAAAGAGCAUUUUAAGAGUCAGUAGCUAUCCAAAGGACUGUUAUCCAAAGGACUGUUAAAAACUGCUUAGGGAUAAAUCAAAAGCUGUGUGUGAGCAACGGAUGGUAAAGCUGGAAAUUCAGAUCCCACUCUGAAUAAUUGCUCUAAUAAAAAACAAAUUCAGAAGAAUCCGACUCUCCCCCUGUUCUGCAGAUGCUCAUUCCCACCGAGUCCCCGGGGAAGGCUGAGAGGAGAACCUGAAAUACCUCAGUGGCGUCACGGAAGGGUUUGCUACAGAGAUCUGGGCCAGCCUUACCCCUUUCACCUCGGUUUGGCACUUAUUUUAUAAAAUAAGAAGGUGAUGGAAAGGGGAAACUAAAGCCAUGCUUGCAUUUCAGUUCCUGGUGUUGCCUGUGCAAGACACCUCCAGCCAGAUGUUUUGGGGUUUGUGGGGUUGGUUUUUUUUUUUUUACAGCUGAUAUCAAAAGUUGUUUUUUGUUUUUGUUUUUUUGUGACUUGUUUUCAUUAUCAGUGCUUUUUAAAAAGCAGCUGUGUAUCCCAAGGGGGAAGCUCCCUGUGGGGCAGUGGAUGUGAAGUUCAUGCUCUUUUCUCUGGCCGUGUUGCAGCACUGCUCCUGGGAGAUGCUCCCAGCAGGAUGUGGGAUCCUGCAUCCCAGGAGCAGGACCUGUGUUUCCACAUCACAUGGGAUACAGUGGUUUUGUUUGUUUGUUUUUUUAAUAUAGAGCCAUACUUUUUUUUUUUUUUUUUAAGUAAUUUGAGAUCUGAAUGUGAUUUCUAAUGUAUCGAGAACGUUAAUAUUUUAAAGCUAUAACAAAGGUUUAAAUUUCUACUUUUUUUUUUUUUUUUUUUCAUUUAUUUUAACUGUUCUGUUACCUAAAUUUGAU